CCAAGCGGCGGAUGUUUCCCGCUCCGUGGUGAUCACCGCGUUCCGCCGGCUGACCGAAGUGCUCAUGUCAGAGUUCGUAGUAUACGUAGCAAGCAGAGCAGGUGUCUUAAAGCUUACGUGACAGCAGCUUGGUUUUCUUGCUUCACCUCCUCGUCUCCUCUGAUCCGAGGGCUUCAUCACCAAUGGCCGCGUACGCCUCUCCUCCCCUCUCCUUGUUUAUUGCUGCCGCCAUGGUGGCGGCGGCGCUGGUGAUCGUUGCCACGCCGGCAGCAGCACACUUCCCGGCCGGAUUGCCGGAGCCGCCGUUCCCGAACCCGUGGUCGGCGUUCCAGAACCUCUCGGGCUGCCACAUGGGCGACGAGCGGGACGGGCUGGCGAGGCUCAAGGGCUACCUCAGCCACUUCGGGUACCUCCCGUCGGCGCCGUCCUCCUCGCCCUUCACCGACGCCUUCGACGCCGACCUGGAGGCGGCCAUCGCCACGUACCAGCGCAACUUCGGCCUCGAAGCCACGGGGGCCCUCGACCCGUCCACGGUCACCCAGAUGGUCGCCCCGCGCUGCGGGGUCGCCGACGUCAUCAACGGCACCUCCACCAUGGACAGGAACUCCUCCUCGUCCGCGCACGGGCGGCACCUGUAUACCUACUUCCCCGGCGGGCCGAUGUGGCCGCCGUUCCGGCGCGACCUCACGUACGCGCUGACCGCGACCUCGGCCACGUCCAUCGACCGGGCCACGCUCAGCGCCGUCUUCGCGCGCGCCUUCGCGCGGUGGUCGGACGCCACCACGCUGCGGUUCGCGGAGGCAGCGCCGGGGGCCGACGCGGACAUCACCAUCGGGUUCUACGCGGGCGACCACGGCGACGGCGAGGGCUUCGACGGGCCGCUCGGCACGCUGGCGCACGCCUUCUCGCCCACGGACGGGCGCUUCCACCUGGACGCCGCCGAGGCGUGGACGGUGGGGGACAGCGCGUCGUCCUCCUCGGGCGCGGUGGACCUGGAGUCGGUGGCGGUGCACGAGAUCGGCCACCUGCUGGGGCUCGGCCACUCGUCGGUGCAGGGCUCCAUCAUGUACCCGACCAUCCGGACGGGAACCAGGAAGGUGGAGCUGGAGACGGACGACGUGCAGGGGAUCCAGAGCCUCUACGGGACCAACCCCGACUUCAAGGGCGUCGCGCCGACGUCGCCGUCGACGAGCAGCAGGGAGACGGACAGCAGCGCCGCCGCGGACUCCCGGCCGGCCGUCAGUGGGUUCGUUGGGGCGGUUGUGGCGGUUGGCCUGCUGCUGCUACUACCACUGUAGUCUGUAGACUGUCCCAUCCUUCUACCUGCCGUGACGACGACGAUCACGUCCAUCUCUGCUCUAGGCUCUAGCUAGCUCGAUUGCUUGUCCGAUUGGCCAUUGAUUCUUGGAUACAUUCUUGUGUACAUACUAAAUACUUACAGAAUAAUUAGAUUACACAGACCACGUGUCUUGUUUUGAAAAUACAACAUGAUUAUAUUUCUUAUUUGGUGAA
Molecule: messenger RNA, 1512 nt
Organism: Lolium perenne
Lineage: Eukaryota; Viridiplantae; Streptophyta; Magnoliopsida; Poales; Poaceae
Product: metalloendoproteinase 3-MMP
Biological process (GO): collagen catabolic process; extracellular matrix organization; proteolysis
Cellular component (GO): extracellular matrix
Molecular function (GO): zinc ion binding; metalloendopeptidase activity
Source: RefSeq, a predicted model, not a curated record